Molecule: messenger RNA, 1756 nt
Organism: Papaver somniferum (opium poppy)
Lineage: Eukaryota; Viridiplantae; Streptophyta; Magnoliopsida; Ranunculales; Papaveraceae
Product: F-box protein At1g11270-like
Exons: 3
Coding region: 383-1618 (411 amino acids)
Molecular function (GO): protein binding
Source: RefSeq, a predicted model, not a curated record
CCUUCUAAAUCGGGGACCGGACAGACCUAAUUCUGGUUAGGAAGGAAUUGGAAUUGAGAAUCAAUCGAAUCCGCAUAUAAAUACGUCUCUUUCAAUUUCAAACUUGAGAUCUUAUAAAUCAGAGAGCUUUCUGUCUGGUGGAUCGUAAAAUCAAAGCAGCCAAUUUUGGGCAUAGGAUUAUAUCUUCUGCCAUCUAUAUCUGGUUAAAAAGGAAUUCAGAAAGGAAUUGGAAUUGAGAGCAUAUAAAUACGUCUCUUUCAAUUUCAACUUGAGAUCUUGUAAAUCAGAGAGCUUUCUGUCUGGUGGAUCGUAAAAUCAAAGCAGCCAAUUUUGGGCAUAGGAGAAGGGUUCUUUGUUAAUUGGUUUUGCCCUAGCAAAGAAGAUGGACAAAUCACUAUCAAACCGUCUUGAUGACAAUUCAGUAGAGAAUAUCCUUGUCCGCCUUCCCGUCAAGUCUCUUGUGCGUUUUAAAUCUGUAUCCAAAACAUGGGAGUCAUUCAUUGAGGAGGAUUCAUCUUUCAUAGAGUCGCAUCUAAGUCUAUCAAAAGCACAUCCUCAACUUGUCAUCUCCAGGUAUAACGGCAAGACCGUACAACUCUUCUCACCUAAGGAUGGGUUUCAAGGUGGAGAGGCUGUUCAUAGAGUCACACUUCCAUGGGUACUUGACGAAAAUGUACCACGGCCUAUACAUGGCUUGUUCUGUUUUAUUGACGAAUCAGAUACUGCUACUCGCAUUUACAACCUCGGGACUCGACAAGUUACUCCGUGGGCACAAACGGCACCGGUGCCGUUACAGUGGAUGAGUGCUUUCGAUGUUAUGAAGACGCCAACUUAUGGAUUUGGGUUUGAUCCUUCGACUAAAACCUACAAACUAGUAUAUGUCCUGGAGAUACCCGAAGACUAUUUCUCAACAAGUUCGAAACUCCAACUUAUAUGCCAAGUUCUUACCGUGGGACGACGAGGAAAUCAAUGGAGGAAUAUAGAUGAGGUGCCGCCGGUUCGGUUGUUUGAAUCUGCUGGUGUUUAUGCAAAAGCUUCAAUCUACUGGAGGAACGACGGUGCAGAUAGUUUCACACCUCCGGAUAAGGAGUUGAUUGUGGCAUUUGAUGUUGGAAGCGAAAAGUUUAGAGUCAUUCAGAUCCCAGACUUCAUCGUUGGUCCUCCUGAGAUUUUAGAAGAUUGUGCAAAGCGGGAUGAAAAGUUCACAGUAACAUCAAUAGAUGGACACGUGGCUUUAAUUGACAGGGUAGAUGCCUGUGUCGUAAAGUUAUGGAUAUCUGAUGAUGACAGUUCCAACGUGGAGAAGAAGAUGAGAACAACAAAUUGGAGCGAGGAAACCAUAUUACUUCCAUGUUCGUUCAAAGAAGAGAAGAAUCUUUAUGUUCAUCCAGUCCAAGGGACAGACGAGAUAGUCAUACAAACACGUAUCCAGGACGAUAUGCAAAUCCCGAGAGGAUCUGUUAGUCUAAAUAUCUAUAAUCGGAGAAAGAAGAGUUUUCAAAUGAUUGACAUCACCGGUAUAACACCGUUAUUGAGAUAUCCGUAUGAUUAUAAUGUGCACUGUGUUAAUGAAAGUCUUCUACCUGUUGAAGAUGCAGAAAAGAAGCCAAUGGUUUAAAGAUGGAAGACACCGUAGACAAAACUGUUGGAUGGUGCUCCUUCUGAUUUGAAAUGUUUAAUUAAUUUUUUCUCUUUCGGUUUGUAUUACUCACUGCACUUUUGUCAUGUUUAAUUAGAAACAUUAGUUUUUUCCUUU